CAACAUCUUUGAAAUUCUUUCUUUUCACCAUCCAAUCUUUGCCGUGCUCCAACUGCCCCACACUCAUUACUGAUUUUUUCUUCUUCGCUUCCAACUUCAAAAUGAAAUACGCUCUUUUCACUGUCUUGGCCGCCGCCUUUACUUUCGCGAAUGCCUACACCACUCCAGUCGGAGACACCACAGAGGGAAACCCAAUCAGUAAGCCUGGGCUCGGCGAGAUUGUCCCAGCUGGCUCUCCUUAUACCAUUACCUGGAAUCCUACCACUGGAGGAACCGUCACUCUCCUCCUCCUACGUGGUCCUUCUAACAAUGUUGUUCCUCUCUACCCCAUCGUUGAGAUGGCUCCCAACACUGGUACCUACACCUGGACCCCGGCCACCGACCUCGAGGCCGACGUCUCCCGCUAUGGGAUCCAGCUGAUUGACGAUGCCACCGGAAAAUACCAAUACACCACUCAAUUCGGUGUCUCCAACUCCAACCCUUACAUGGGUUCCUCUUCGUCUUCCGCUCCGCCCCUGUACCCGCUCUCCGUCCCGCCCACUUCUUCAGUUUCUACCUCAUGCACUUCUUCCCUCGUACCCACUCAUUCAGUUCCUACCUACGCCGUCUCCUCAGGCUACCCCACUGCCAUUGGUGGACUCGUCACCAGUGGAACUGUCCUCUACUCCACAUCUAUGGUCACUGUCACCUCGUGCGGACCUACAGUCACCAAUUGCCCUGGCAAGCCCUAUACCACCCCGGCGGCUGUUUGGACGAGCCCGGCAUGGAAUGGUACGGCCACCAAGCUCGCCAACCCAACUGGGUACCCUUCUGCCAUUCCUUCCACCAACGUUACCAAACCGUCGAUCCCCGUCAUUCCCGUGUCCCCGGGCGCCGGUGACAAGGUCCGUGUUGGUGGAGUCAUGCUCGUCGUCAUGGUCGCUGGGCUCGCUCUUCUCUUGUAAGACCGUCUUUUUCCAAAACCUUUAACGAACGAUUAUUUUUUCGAAGCGAGGGGAGAAGAACAGAAAUCUCGGAGAUAUGAUUUUUCUUUUUUAUUAUUAUCCUCUUUAAAAGAGAAGCUCUUGCCACGUGGAACAUGAAAUAUCUUUUGGCCCGCUGGGGACAUGGUUGAACGCGAGCAAUUUCCGGGCUCUUAUUACAUUCUUUCUCUUCGAAAAUAACCUGUCAAAUAGAGUUCUAAAGGGGAUGGCAUUUUCAUUCCGUUCAAUUCUACUACCCACAUACAUACCCUAAUAGUUCCGCAUUCGGCUUGAAUAUUUUGGAGAUUUUUGUUUGAUACAUUUUUUUUUUUCAUUUUUAUAUUUUUGGAUUGCAGUUAUUAUACCUCCUUUUUAUAUCUUUCGACAGGAGUCGCGGGCGGAUACUACGAAGUCACUUGAGAACUGGUGAUUUAAAUUAAUGAUGAAAUCUUUGUCUUUUUUUUGC
Tuber melanosporum (Perigord truffle) is the source of this 1428-nucleotide messenger RNA. RefSeq lists its product as uncharacterized. The transcript has 3 exons. Lineage: Eukaryota; Fungi; Ascomycota; Pezizomycetes; Pezizales; Tuberaceae. The coding region runs from base 102 to 944 and encodes 280 amino acids. The record is from RefSeq and is a predicted model, not a curated record.